Nilaparvata lugens (brown planthopper) is the source of this 1206-nucleotide messenger RNA. Its product is annotated as isocitrate dehydrogenase [NAD] subunit 1, mitochondrial. Gene Ontology annotation, cellular component: mitochondrion. The coding region runs from base 215 to 856 and encodes 213 amino acids. The transcript has 3 exons. Lineage: Eukaryota; Metazoa; Arthropoda; Insecta; Hemiptera; Delphacidae. Gene Ontology annotation, biological process: tricarboxylic acid cycle; isocitrate metabolic process. The record is from RefSeq and is a predicted model, not a curated record.
AAAUCGGCUCGAGCCGUGGAGAUGACCGGUUGUUUCGUAGCUGCCUGCCUGCCUCAGAUAAGAUAAUACUGUUUUUGCUCUAUCGUGUUGAAAAUGAAUGUACUAACGUUGUAGCUUAAUAACCUAAAAACUUACUUCAUAACGUUUUGGCUGCUACGCUUUCAAGUUUGCAAUCUCGAAAGGGCUGAACCAAGUAAUUCUGCUGCGUGACCCAAUGUACCGAGCAGUGACAGGGGAGCUUUUCACUGAAACUGUGAUGGGCGUUGCCAAAGGCUAUCCCGAAAUCAAUCUGGAGAUUGUCACCACGUCAGUCAUAAGCCAACGCAUCAUUUCCAAGCCUCAAAGCCUCGGAGUGAUUGUGGCGGAGAGUGUUUGCGGCGAGUUCUUUGGCUCUGUUUUGACAGGGCUUGUAGGAUCAAGAGGCAUGAUAGCCAGAUCGUGCUACGGCAAGCGGUAUGCUGUGUUCGACCCGGGUUCGCGCAAGAUCUACCACAUCAUCGCCGGCAAGGGCAUUGUCAAUCCGACCAGUAUGAUAAUGUGCGGCGUGCGCCUUCUGGAGUUCUUCGGCCUGAACGACUACGCGGUGUGGAUCAAACAGGCGGUGUUCGAGACCAUCAACGAGGAUCGCAUCCACACGCCGGACAUCGGCGGCAAGCACUCCACCUGUGACUACAUCAGCAACAUGCUGUCCAGGAUGGCGAAGAACGCGCAUGCGCACACCAUCAUACAUCGGCCCGACGUCAGACCCGGCAUCCAGCCGCCCAGCCAGCCAACUGCGCCCUUCGACCCCAAACUGCACAUGCCGCAGUUGGCCGGCGUCAAUCUCUUCACUAAGAAACCAACGCUUGGAUCCUGACUACGCAAAGGGCUGGUUGUUCGUGGAAUUGUUAUUGUGUGGAAAUGUCAUGAGUUAUAUUUCUUGUUUUGUAUUACUGUUUGGCAUGAAUUUAUAUAUUUUUUGUAAUCCUAAUUUUUUGUGAGACUCUCAACUCUAUAACUACUAAUUUUUCCCAUUGGUAAAAUUGUUUUUCUCCAUAAUUCUUUGGAUGAUAUAAUUAUUGAAGUAUUGGUGAGUUAUCUAGUUGGAGAUUAAAGGAGAAUGUUCCAAUAACAUUGUCAAGCUGGGAAAAAUAUUUUUUAUAUUUAUAUUAUACCGUAUUUUGAAUGUGAACUAUUAUGUAAAAUACAGCAAUCAUGAGUUUUCAG